CUAAACUCGGAGAUAUCGACGGUGUUUGCGAAUGGAACCGCAAUUAGCGUUGAUUAUGGCCAGCAGAGUUGAUUGACAUUUUGUAGGCAAGUCCGUGCUGCUCAUGUGUGUAUGUGUUUGUCUGUCUGUCCGUCCGUGUUUGUCCCGGCUAGCCGCUUCAAUAUUAACCGCACCCACGCAAAGCCAUGUGAAUAUUGAUCCUGGUCCGCUCUGCUGUCCUGCCAUACCGACGAUUAUUAAUAAUGGUCACGCGCGCGGAAAACUUUGCAUUGCAAUUUCUCAGUAGUCCCAGUAGUCAGUUGCCAUCGCGUUGUGCCGCCAAACGGCUGUGUCCUGGAGGACUCGGUUACCUACGGAAAAUCCAAUCCUGCGAAAAUCAAUACUAAUGAGCCAUUAAACGUGGCCUCAGCUGCAGUCGGCCGUAGUCUAAUGAGCUGAGCGCCGGCGGAAAUUGAAUGUUGGCUCUAACCAAGCGGCUGCAGCAGGAAAUCACAUCGGCAUCGCUUUUAGUCAUCUCUCCGCCGAACGGAAACGCCAAAGGUAAAAGUAUCGGAAGCACUAAAACGGAAGUCUUAGGCGUAAUGCCUUGCGCCUGAGUGGAUGCGUAGCAUGGGCUGCUCCAGUUCCAAGACCUCCGCCACCGUAGAAGACACCCACUCAUCGAAGCCCGGUUCGGCCAAGUCCAGUGAAACUAGAAUGGACGCCAAGAAGGAGUACCCUGCCUCCGAGGCCUUCACCAUUCCGCUGGAGAGCGAUGACAAUCCGGAGAUGCCGCUAAACGAGACGGUGCGCCAGCCGCCGAAGAGGAUUCAGCAGCUGAUGCAGGAGGCGGCCAGCUCGGAGCCACUCACCCUGGAGGAGCUGGAGGAGAAGCAGCUAAAGGCCGAGCAGCGGCGCCAGGAGCUCAUGCAGCACAAACUGGAGAUCAUACAGAAGAAUGCCCAGAUGCUGAUGAGGCCUCAUGGGGAAAGGGAAACCGCUGGCGAAGGUGAAGGUGACCGGAACGAAGACGAGGAGGAACAGCCCGAGAAGGUCUAGAGAUACUUAAACUUCUUUUUCAUUCACAUUUUUAUUGUUAGCUUUAAAUUAUAUAUGUAUUACUAUAUAUCGUAGUAUAUUUCCAAACAAUUAGAUUGUAUGCAAUUAAAUCUGCUCUCGUCGUCAAAA
Molecule: messenger RNA, 1167 nt
Organism: Drosophila yakuba
Lineage: Eukaryota; Metazoa; Arthropoda; Insecta; Diptera; Drosophilidae
Exons: 2
Coding region: 601-1038 (145 amino acids)
Source: RefSeq, a predicted model, not a curated record